Molecule: messenger RNA, 396 nt
Organism: Lentinula edodes (shiitake mushroom)
Lineage: Eukaryota; Fungi; Basidiomycota; Agaricomycetes; Agaricales; Omphalotaceae
Product: methionine sulfoxide reductase B
Exons: 4
Coding region: 1-396 (131 amino acids)
Biological process (GO): response to oxidative stress; protein repair
Molecular function (GO): peptide-methionine (R)-S-oxide reductase activity
Source: RefSeq, a predicted model, not a curated record
AUGGCUGAAACCAAGACUAAGGCCGAAGAAGAGUGGAAAGCAAUUCUUUCUCCCGAGCAGUUCAGGGUUUUGCGAAAGAAGGGCACUGAGCCUGCUGGCACCGGAAAAUAUGAUUCACAUUACGAGGAAGGUGUCUACGACUGUGCAGCUUGUGGAACUCCUCUGUAUAAGAGUACUACUAAAUUCAAGAGCGGUUGUGGAUGGCCUGCAUUUUUUGAUGCUAUUCCUGGAGCAGUCAACCGUCAUGAAGACCGUGCAUUCGGUAUGGUCAGAACGGAGAUAACGUGUGCUGCCUGCGGAGGACAUCUUGGUCAUGUCUUCAAAGGAGAGGGCUUCCCCACACCGACCGACGAGCGGCACUGCGUCAAUUCCGUUUCAUUGACGUUCAAAUCUUGA